This is a messenger RNA of Sorghum bicolor (sorghum), 1334 nucleotides long. RefSeq names its product 4-hydroxy-tetrahydrodipicolinate synthase 2, chloroplastic. The transcript is spliced from 3 exons. Lineage: Eukaryota; Viridiplantae; Streptophyta; Magnoliopsida; Poales; Poaceae. The record is from RefSeq and is a predicted model, not a curated record. Gene Ontology annotation, molecular function: 4-hydroxy-tetrahydrodipicolinate synthase activity. Bases 80 to 1210 code for a protein of 376 amino acids.
AGGCACCAGCGUCAGCGUCAACAGGUCACUUCACUCUGCAACAAAACCCUCAAUUAUUUUGUUCGUUCACCGGAGAAACAUGGCACUGCCGGCGGCUAACCCGGGCGUCCGUCUCGGCUGCCAGGAGGCUCCGGCGAUGGGCUUGGGGUUGGCGCCGCGGCUAGCACUGCGUCGUCCCGCCGCGGUCUCCCGGCAUAGGAGCACUGGCAGAGGGAAGUUUCCAGUGGCAGCCACCAGUCUAGAUGACUAUCUUCCAAUGCGAAGCACUGAAGUGAAAAAUCGGACAUCAACCGGUGAUAUCGCAAGUCUCAGAUUAAUCACUGCAGUGAAAACCCCUUAUUUGCCAGAUGGAAGGUUCGAUCUUGAAUCAUAUGAUUCUUUGAUAAACAUGCAGAUAGAGGGUGGUUCUGAAGGUGUAAUAGUUGGUGGAACAACAGGAGAGGGUCACCUAAUGAGCUGGGAUGAACACAUUAUGCUUAUUGGGCAUACUGUUAACUGCUUUGGCACUAGAAUUAAAGUGAUAGGCAACACAGGGAGUAAUUCUACCAGAGAGGCUGUUCACGCAACAGAGCAGGGGUUUGCUGUUGGCAUGCAUGCAGCUCUCCACAUCAACCCUUACUAUGGGAAGACCUCAACUGAAGGAUUGAUCUCUCAUUUUGAGGCUGUUCUGCCGAUGGGUCCAACCAUCAUUUACAAUGUGCCAUCCAGGAGUGGCCAGGAUAUUCCUCCUCAAGUUAUUGAGGCACUUUCAGGUUAUUCAAGCCUGGCAGGAGUAAAAGAAUGUGUCGGACAUGAGAGAGUCAAGUGCUACACUGACAAAGGUAUAACAAUAUGGAGUGGUAAUGAUGAUGAAUGCCAUGAUUCUAGGUGGAAAUAUGGUGCCACUGGAGUUAUUUCUGUAGCAAGCAACCUUGUUCCUGGUCUCAUGCGUAAUCUCAUGUAUGAAGGGGAGAAUGCAUUGCUAAAUGAGAAGCUGUUGCCUCUGAUGAAAUGGUUAUUCUGCCAGCCGAAUCCCAUCGCACUCAACACUGCUCUGGCUCAGCUUGGGGUGGCAAGGCCUGUUUUCAGAUUGCCGUAUGUUCCUCUUCUUCUUGAGAAGCGGAUUGAGUUUGUCCGGAUUGUUGAAGCUAUUGGACGGGGAAACUUUGUGGGACAGAAAGAAGCACGUGUUCUCAACGAUGAUGAUUUUGUUUUGAUCAGUAGGUAUUAGUAAGCGAGCUUGUUAGUCCUACGUAUUUUGAUGAAUAAAACUAGGAGCAUGUUAUGAGGACUUCUUCAGACUUUUGUAAAGAAAUAAAACUACUGUCAUGUUAUGAAUCCUGAUUUGUUUUCCA